Protopolystoma xenopodis is the source of this 393-nucleotide messenger RNA. NCBI's taxonomy places the organism in Eukaryota, Metazoa, Platyhelminthes, Monogenea, Polystomatidea, Polystomatidae. The record is from the annotation of a GenBank genome assembly.
CUGACGUUUCCGCAUGGCAUACCGCUGUUGGGUGCGUUUGUUUUACUCUUGUCGUUCUUUUGUGUGUCAAACUUUGAGAGACACAUAGAAAGGUUUGAUAAGAAUUGUUUUCGAAAUCAAGCUUUAUUAUUUUACAAGUCGUUGAAUAUAAUAAAUGUCCCGCCUAUGUUUUAUAUUCUUCGUGAUAUUAAGUUCAUCGAAAGUUCAUCGAGUAAAAUAGAAACACAUGUUUUUAAUUUACGUUUUGUUUAUUUUGUGUGUUUUUAUUGGCACUUUGUGGAUUUCAUAUGGUUUACUGUUUAUUUGAAUCCAUUAAUCAUUAGCUUCAGAGCAUUAUUUUGCCAAAAUAAAGGUGGUUUAAAUAAUCAUGAUUAUGUUGUGGUAAAAAACUGA